AUGCUGAAGCUCCAGUGCUCGGACAGGGCGUUUGCCUUGUACGACGACGAGCCCGCGCUGGGGUCCAUCCACCAGAUCACCGCCUCGGCCGUCACGCAGGAGGAGUGGGUGUUGUUCUGCGACCCGUCCGACCCCGACCUGGAGGCGUUCAUCGUCCCGAAGGGUGCGGACCUGGACGACUCCGAUGCCGACAUAGAGGCGCACCACGCGCAGAAGUUCCUGAGCCUUCAUCACUACAGCGAUGGCAAUGUGCUGAACGAUAUGUUCGUCGCCCCCGAUGGCGCGCGCAUCCCUCGGCUCAGCAUGGUGCAGUCGCACGCAAUGGCCACGUUCACAUCAUUCCAGAGGCCGCUGGGCGCCCUGCGCUGA
Molecule: messenger RNA, 369 nt
Organism: Prorocentrum cordatum
Lineage: Eukaryota; Dinophyceae; Prorocentrales; Prorocentraceae
Source: the annotation of a GenBank genome assembly